GUGUUGAAUGAGCAGGCGCCUAUAUCCGGAUUGAUAGCAGUAGAAGAUGGAGGCUUUUAAUAAACUUAAGCAGUUUGAUGCCUAUCCGAAAACAUUAGAAGACUUUCGAGUGAAAACAUGCAGCGGAGCAACAGUGACUAUAAUUAGUGGAAUGAUAAUGCUUAUCCUCUUCAUUUCAGAACUGCAGUAUUACCUUACCAAGGAGGUACACCCAGAGCUAUAUGUGGAUACGUCAAGAGGAGAAAAGCUGAAGAUCAACAUUGAUGCAGUGUUUCCACAUAUGCCCUGUGCCUAUCUGAGUAUUGAUGCUAUGGAUGUUGCUGGGGAACAGCAGUUAGAUGUGGAGCACAACCUCUUCAAGCAACGACUGGAUAAAGAAGGAAAGGAGGUGUCUACAGAAGUAGAAAAACAUGAACUGGGAAAGGAUGAAGGAGGGAUAUUUGAUCCAAGCAAACUAGACCCUAACCGUUGUGAAAGUUGCUAUGGAGCAGAAACCGAUGAUUUACAAUGCUGCAACUCUUGUGAUGAUGUGAGAGAAGCAUACCGGAGGAGAGGCUGGGCCUUUAAAAAUCCAGACACAAUUGAGCAGUGUAAGAGGGAAGGCUUCAGCCAGAAGAUGCAAGAGCAGAAGAAUGAAGGCUGUAGAGUAUAUGGCUUUCUGGAAGUUAACAAGGUGGCUGGGAAUUUUCAUUUUGCACCUGGGAAAAGUUUCCAGCAGUCCCAUGUUCAUGUACACGCUGUGGAGAUUCAUGACCUGCAGAGCUUUGGCCUGGACAAUAUUAAUAUGACUCAUCACAUUUCACAUCUGUCAUUUGGGCGAGAUUACCCAGGGAUUGUAAAUCCUUUAGAUGGAACGAAGGUGGCUGCGCAGCAAGCCUCUAUGAUGUACCAGUACUUUGUGAAAAUUGUUCCCACAAUAUAUGUAAGCAGUGAUGGAGAGGUAGUAAAAACUAAUCAGUUCUCUGUGACACGGCAUGAGAAGGUGGCGAAUGGCAUGAUUGGUGACCAAGGUUUGCCAGGUGUUUUUGUGCUGUAUGAACUUUCACCAAUGAUGGUUAAAUUUACUGAAAGGCAGAGGUCAUUCACACAUUUUUUAACAGGUGUUUGUGCCAUAAUUGGAGGAGUUUUUACAGUGGCUGGACUUAUUGAUUCAUUGAUAUACCACUCGUCAAAAGUCAUACAGAAGAAAAUUGAACUGGGAAAAGCCUUGUAGGAAAAUCGUUACUAAGAUGAACAGCACCACAGCAGUUCUCCUUGGCUUUAUAUAUAUUUUUUAAUUCUUCUCAGUAUUUUUUCUUGUGAAAAUAAGGAGAAACACACAGAUUUUUACCAGAGCAUUUGGUAUACAAAACUUAAUGACCACUUCAGCAGAUGUACUUGACUUGAGUGAUGCUGUGAAACACUUUUGUCCACAUCUUUACUGGAGUAUACACAUGCUUUCAGUGUUUGGGAGAAUCUGCCUGUUAAAAGGGAAAAAUGUUCAUAUUUAAAUAAAUAACAAACAAACUGGUUGUUUCUAAUUGUGUUACAAGAAGAUGCUGAUUGAUGUUCCCUGUUUUGACAUAAUCAGAACUAUAACAGAAAGACUGUGAGUUCAUUUUUUGGCAUAAUCAUUUGCUCUUUUAAUUUGAUUUCAAGGGCAUAUUUUGAAUACUACUGACCUGUGCACAGAAAUGUUUGUUGUAUUUGCUAAAUAAAAAAGACUGAAACCGAA
Messenger RNA from Polypterus senegalus (gray bichir), 1714 nucleotides. RefSeq names its product ERGIC and golgi 3 (gene ergic3). Lineage: Eukaryota; Metazoa; Chordata; Cladistia; Polypteriformes; Polypteridae. Gene Ontology annotation, biological process: retrograde vesicle-mediated transport, Golgi to endoplasmic reticulum; endoplasmic reticulum to Golgi vesicle-mediated transport. The transcript is spliced from 14 exons. Bases 47 to 1213 code for a protein of 388 amino acids. Gene Ontology annotation, cellular component: endoplasmic reticulum membrane; COPII-coated ER to Golgi transport vesicle; Golgi membrane. The record is from RefSeq and is a predicted model, not a curated record.